Molecule: messenger RNA, 3117 nt
Organism: Mobula hypostoma (lesser devil ray)
Lineage: Eukaryota; Metazoa; Chordata; Chondrichthyes; Myliobatiformes; Myliobatidae
Gene: gria3b
Product: glutamate receptor, ionotropic, AMPA 3b
Exons: 16
Coding region: 259-2919 (886 amino acids)
Biological process (GO): modulation of chemical synaptic transmission; synaptic transmission, glutamatergic; monoatomic ion transport
Cellular component (GO): dendritic spine; AMPA glutamate receptor complex; postsynaptic density membrane
Molecular function (GO): transmitter-gated monoatomic ion channel activity involved in regulation of postsynaptic membrane potential; AMPA glutamate receptor activity
Source: RefSeq, a predicted model, not a curated record
UUUGAUCAAUAUUCCCCCGCCGCUCCAAUUGGAGGCGCAUGUUCAGAUCCGCUCCUCACUUCACCACCAUCUUUGCCAGUGUGAAAUAGUCCUAUUUUCCUCUGGCAAAAUAUUUUUACCCCUCGCCCAGCUCAGUCGUUGUAUCUGAAACGUUUGAAGAGGGAGGGAGGAGGAAAGAGGGACAUAGCGGGAUUUAUAUCCAGCGCAGUGUAUCUGCCUUUUCCAGGUCGCUUUUAAGGAAUUGAAAUCAGACAGAAAAUGGGACCAAACCUUCUGCAGUCUGUCUUCCUAAUACUCAACGUGCUUUUUCGCGCAGCCUUGAGUGCUUUCCCCAGCAAUGUCCAAAUAGGGGGAUUGUUCGCCAGAAGUACAGAUCAGGAAAAUAGCGCCUUUCGAUUCGGGAUUUACCUUCAUAACACGAACCCAAACAUUUCCGAAGCUCCAUUUGCUCUCACCCCACAUGUCGAUAACCUCGAGUCUUCCAACAGUUUCUCGGUGACCAAUGCUUUCUGUUCACAGUAUUCCAAAGGAGUUUAUGCCAUUUUUGGCUUCUAUGAUAAGAGAUCGGUGAACACGCUAACAUCUUUCUGCGGAGCACUGCACACUUCCUUCAUCACGCCAAGUUUUCCUACAGAAGGUGAAGUUCAGUUCGUUAUUCAACUGAGGCCUCCACUACAAGGAGCACUAUUAAGCCUUCUUACGCACUACAAGUGGGAAAGAUUUGUCUAUCUGUAUGACACAGACAGAGGAUAUUCCAUCCUGCAAGUAAUAAUGGAAGCUGCUGUCCAGAAUAACUGGCAAGUUACAGCAAAAUCAGUUGGAAGCAUCACCGAUGUGAUGGAGUAUAGACGGAUCUUUGAAGAAAUGGACAAGAGACAAGAAAGAAGAUACUUAAUAGACUGUGAAUUAAACAGGCUGAAUGCGAUUCUGGAUCAGGCUGUAAACGUUGGCAAAAACAUCAGAGGUUAUCAUUACAUGCUGGCCACCUUGGGCUUUUCUGAUCUUGUGCUUGAUAAAUUUAUGGAGACGGGAGUCAACGUAACUGGCUUUCAGCUUGUGAAUUACGAAGAUCCAAUGGUACAAAAGUUCAUGCAAAGGUGGACAAAGCUGGAUCAGAGAGAGUAUCCUGGAACGGCUGCUAGCACUUUGAAGUUUACUGCUGCCUUGACAUACGAUGGAAUAUUUGUCAUCGCAGAAGCUUUUCGUUAUCUCCGAAAACAGCGGAUUGAUAUUUCAAGAAGAGUAACUACUGGAGACUGCUUGGCCAAUCCUGCAGUACCUUGGAGUCAAGGAAUCGAUAUAGAACGAGCUUUGAAACAGGUACGAGGCCGAGGGCUAACUGGAAACCUACAAUUUGACAACUAUGGGCGAAGGUCAAACUACACCAUCGAUGUUUAUGAGCUACGACCUACUGGUCCUCGAAAGAUUGGGUACUGGAAUGAAUAUGAAAGGCUGGUGACUAUCGAUGAACUACAGCAGGUUAAUGAAUCGUCGUCUGCUGAAAACAGAACGAUAGUAGUCACAACAAUCAUGGAAUCACCGUAUGUAAUGCUGAAGAAAAAUCAUGAACAGUUUGGUGCAAAUGAUAGAUAUGAAGGCUAUUGUGUGGAUUUAGCUUUUGAAAUAGCCAAGCAUGUUGGCAUUAAAUAUAAACUGUCAGUUGUCCCUGACGGUAAAUAUGGAGCUAGAGAUCCUGAAACUAAAAUCUGGAAUGGAAUGGUGGGGGAGCUGGUAUAUGGGAGAGCUGAUAUUGCUGUUGCACCACUCACUAUAACUUUGGUUCGAGAAGAAGUCAUUGACUUUUCCAAACCUUUCAUGAGUCUUGGUAUUUCAAUAAUGAUAAAGAAGCCCCAAAAGUCCAAACCAGGAGUGUUCUCUUUUCUGGACCCUUUGGCUUAUGAGAUUUGGAUGUGCAUAGUCUUCGCCUACAUUGGAGUCAGCGUAGUCCUUUUCCUGGUCAGCAGAUUCAGUCCUUAUGAAUGGCAUAUGGAAGAAAAUGAAGAAGGACGAGAUCCCCAAAAUACUGAGCCACCUAAUGAGUUUGGGAUAUUUAAUAGUCUCUGGUUUUCUCUGGGUGCCUUUAUGCAGCAAGGAUGCGAUAUUUCACCAAGAUCUCUCUCGGGGCGAAUUGUUGGAGGCGUCUGGUGGUUCUUCACCUUGAUAAUAAUCUCAUCAUAUACUGCCAACCUUGCUGCUUUUCUCACUGUGGAGAGAAUGGUUUCCCCAAUAGAAAGCGCAGAGGAUCUUGCAAAACAAACAGAAAUUGCUUAUGGGACAUUGGAUUCAGGCUCUACCAAAGAAUUUUUCAGACGUUCAAAAAUAGCUGUCUAUGAAAAAAUGUGGUCCUACAUGAAGUCUGCCGAACCAUCUGUGUUCACCAAAACAACAGCUGAUGGAGUUGCUAAAGUUCGGAAAUCAAAGGGAAAGUUUGCCUUCUUACUAGAAUCAACAAUGAACGAAUACAUUGAGCAGAGAAAGCCAUGUGACACCAUGAAAGUAGGAGGGAACCUUGACUCGAAAGGCUAUGGAGUGGCAACCCCUAAAGGAGCAUCAUUAAGAACGCCUGUAAACCUUGCAGUAUUGAAACUCAGUGAGCAAGGCGUCUUAGACAAGCUGAAAAACAAAUGGUGGUACGAUAAAGGUGAAUGUGGAAGCAAGGACUCCGGAAGUAAGGACAAGACGAGCGCCCUGAGCCUGAGCAAUGUGGCUGGAGUCUUCUACAUUUUGGUCGGAGGACUUGGCUUGGCAAUGAUGGUGGCUUUAAUAGAAUUCUGUUACAAGUCCAGAGCAGAAGCGAAGACACUGAAGGUGGCAAAGAGUGCACAGAAUUUUAAGCCAGCUCCCACACAGAAUACCCAGAAUUUCGCAACGUAUAGAGAAGGUUACAACGUAUAUGGGACCGAAAGUGUUAAAAUCUAGGGGUAGGAGUGAGGUCCUAAUACCCUGACCUAUGCUGAUGCCACGCAAAACAAAGGAACAUUGUCCGUAAUUGGGAGCAUUGGAGGAAAGGGCCGUGCCAUGACCCCUGACUACCUGCGGUCACUGCACGCUGUACCGGGAGUCAGACAUGGUACCGGAGUGGCUGAUGGUGCACCAGACUUUUCAUAAUAAACUGAA